Messenger RNA from Macroventuria anomochaeta, 186 nucleotides. RefSeq lists its product as uncharacterized. The transcript has 2 exons. The record is from RefSeq and is a predicted model, not a curated record. The coding region runs from base 1 to 186 and encodes 61 amino acids. NCBI's taxonomy places the organism in Eukaryota, Fungi, Ascomycota, Dothideomycetes, Pleosporales, Didymellaceae.
AUGGCAAAGACCGACAAGCUCGGCGAGAACGAUAAGCCCGAAUGGUCGGGCCCGACCGCCACAAAGUUCGACAAUAAAGCGUAUAGCGAGUACUUCGACCCGUGUCAGGAGGCGGCGGAUAAGAGUAUUAGGUGCCUGAAGCGCAAUGGGGGUGAGAGGGCUAUGUGUAGUGAUUUCUUCCAGUAA